CAGACUCCCGUGUGACAACUUAAUCUCCUAGCAACUGAAGAAGAUCAGAGGUCAAGAUGGCGGAGGUGCUCCAAAUGAAAGCAAGCUUCCCUGGUAAGGUCAACCUUCCAGCUGGUGCAGAGGUCAAGGAUAAGAACCAGGCCUUGCCCUACUCUGUGGAAACACCCUAUGGUUUCCAUCUGGACCUGGACUUUGUGAAGUACGUGGACGAUAUCGAGAAGGGGAACACGAUCAAGAAGGUUCACAUCCACCGGAAACCGAGAGGCUGUAGCUACACGGGGUCCUGGUGGGCAUCCACUGAGUCUCUCUGCUCCAACGCCAGCGCUGACAGCCGACGCUCCUCAGUCUCAUACUGCGGACGGAGCACGUACACCCCAUCCUGCGGCUUUUCAGGGAGCUACAACAGGCCGCCACCCCUGAUGUCCAGCAAUUACAACGCCAGGGUGGAAAAGACCCUGCUGGAGACCAAGAGGCGGCUGGAGGAGGAGCCCCUGGGGUGCAGAGAGGGCCGGAGACCCCGUUAUUCAAGCUUGAGCAGCCUGCACAGCAGUGUGGCAGGCUCCACCAGCUCCCUGGCUGGGACAGGCCUGCAAAGCCACUCAGCCUCCAGACUCACCUCCUACAACGGUUCCCAGAGUGCACCCUGUGGUCAGUUCACUCCGCUGAGCUCCGGCCUAGCUACUCCCUCCACUCCGAACCCAACCCACUUACACAACAUCCGGGAACAGAUGGCAGCUGCCCUGCGGAGGUUGCGGGAGCUGGAGGACCAGGUGAAGAUAGUCCCCGUUCUCCAGGUGAAGAUCUCCGUCCUUCAAGAAGAGAAGAGGCAACUCAGUGUCCAGCUGAAGAGUCAGAAGUUUCUUGGCCACAGCAUGGGCUUUGGGCCACAGAAAGCAGAGAGUGAGGCCGGCAAGUCCAAAGGGGAACUGUACAUUGACCUACCCGAAGAAGUUGGCCACCAGGGCAAAGCUAAAUUGCCCGUCUCUCCUAAGCUGCAAAAAUCGCCACAGGAUAACAUCGGGAAUCUCAAACAUGAUGCUCCGAAGCAAAGGAAAGACAUCGGGCCAGGACUGGAUGAGAGCCCGAGGGGCAAAGUGACCAAUGGAAACCUUUAUGAGGUCAGGAGUGUGGGUGUUUGGGUGCAAGAGAAGGACCUGGGAAUCUCCCCUUCGUCCCUGCAGCUGGAGGUGGAGCAUUAUCGUCACGUGACUGAGUUGCUGACCAAGAAGAUCACGAUGUUGGAGAAGCGGCUGCGGGAAGCCUCCAGGGAAUUGGAGGCUGCUCACCAGAGCAUCGGUGGCCAGAAGAAGGAGAUGGCGGAGAAGGGGCAACAGGCGGACAUCGGCGCAAUGGCUGGCACUGGAGGACCUAACCCGAGUCGGCCAAAGCAACCGCCAGACCAAUCCAGGGCCUGGCCGGCUGCAUCUGAGGCAGCUCCCCAGUCUCCCCAACCCCUUGAGGGCAGAGCCGGCAAGAGGGGAGAUAUUGCCCCAGCAGGUGGCAGGAAGGAGCGGUUCACUGAGCUGGCACCGCAGAGGUCAGUGGGCGUGCAGGUCAGCCAUUUUGGAUACCCUCCUAGUGAGCAGGCCGGCAAGGAUUUGAUCCAGAACAGGAAAGAGCCAGAAUUCAGCCAGCCGCCAGGGACCCCAAAGGAAACGCCGCAUUCCACAACCCAGGUGGUGCCAACCAGUAGCCAACCUGCCCCUGGCCAGACAUUGCUGCCCCUGAAUAAGCCAGGCAGCGGGGCACGGGAUGGAGGGGAGGCAGCAAUGGCUGAGCAGAGAGUGGGGCCCACCUCUGACCCACCCUUUAAGGAAGUCACGGCCAAGGUGGUGACCUGUACAAUUGUCACAACGUUGGCAGCCACAUGCGAGGAAGUGAACUCCGUGAUGACCACUGCACAGAGUGCGAAGCAGGUGAAGACAGGACCAAGCGGGGCACAGCUCCGGGAAGCUGUAGAGCAGCUCACUCAAG
Messenger RNA from Rhincodon typus (whale shark), 1974 nucleotides. Its product is annotated as KN motif and ankyrin repeat domain-containing protein 2-like. The record is from RefSeq and is a predicted model, not a curated record. NCBI's taxonomy places the organism in Eukaryota, Metazoa, Chordata, Chondrichthyes, Orectolobiformes, Rhincodontidae. Gene Ontology annotation, biological process: negative regulation of cell population proliferation; negative regulation of transcription by RNA polymerase II; negative regulation of actin filament polymerization. The transcript is spliced from 2 exons. The annotation marks the transcript as partial. Gene Ontology annotation, cellular component: cytoplasm.